Pyrenophora tritici-repentis Pt-1C-BFP is the source of this 363-nucleotide messenger RNA. The record is from RefSeq and is a predicted model, not a curated record. Lineage: Eukaryota; Fungi; Ascomycota; Dothideomycetes; Pleosporales; Pleosporaceae.
AUGAACGCCCGCGCCCUCAUCCCCCUUUUCCGCACCCUCACCCUCCGCACCCCACUACGCACCACACUCCGCACGCCCAAAGUACACAUCCACACACCCACCUGCGCCUGCUUCUCCACGACACGCCUGACGCGCCCCACCGCCAGCCUCACCACGCACUUCACAGGCCUCAGCACGAGCAAUGCGACCCCAAUGGCAAGCGGCAAAGUGGCCAGCGGCAUGCGGAUACAAACACGCGGGAUGAAAGUGCGCAGCUCGGUGAAGAAACUUUGUGAUGGGUGUAAGAGUGUGAGGAGGAAGGGGGGGAGAUAUGUUUAUAUUAUCUGCAGCAAGAAUCCUAAGCAUAAGCAGAGGCAAGGAUAG